This is a messenger RNA of Saccostrea cuccullata (small rock oyster), 1966 nucleotides long. RefSeq names its product monocarboxylate transporter 12-like. The transcript has 9 exons. Gene Ontology annotation, biological process: transmembrane transport. Lineage: Eukaryota; Metazoa; Mollusca; Bivalvia; Ostreida; Ostreidae. Gene Ontology annotation, molecular function: monocarboxylic acid transmembrane transporter activity. The record is from RefSeq and is a predicted model, not a curated record. Gene Ontology annotation, cellular component: membrane. Bases 368 to 1963 code for a protein of 531 amino acids.
UCUUUUGGCGCAUGACACAUAAUCAGCUGAUUCGGGAUUAUUACUACUUUCGAAACCCAUUAACUUUCUAAAUGUAAACUCUACAUAACAAAAUUAAUGCCCAAAAUAUGUACAGGGAAAUAUUAGUAGGUGCUUGAUAUCUGUGAGGAAAAAUUAAGUUCACUUAUUGAUUACAAUACCGAUUCUCAAAAUAGUGGUGCACAUACUCCUAUCGAUUUUCAAGGUCCAUGGAAGUGUACGUGCCGAACUCAGAUAUAUAAAACGACUGUGAAAGAGAACAGAUGAAAAAUGAAAUACCUUGUAGAUCAUAUGAGAAACGAUCUAAACUAUUUGACUUGAAUACUAGUUCUAGUACUCUUUAACCGCUAUGAUUCUUUCGAAGGACGAAGCUGUGGACAUGAAGUGUGAAGCUUAUAUGGAAAAGCGAGAUUUGCUACUGCAGCAAAAAGCUCCAAACUCUGGAGCAAAUGGGUUUAUCCAAAGGAAAGACCACUCUUUCAAGGACGACCUCGAGGUCACACCACAAGCACAAGAUGGGGGUUACGCCUGGAUGAUUCUGGCUUGCAGUUUCUACAGCAUGUUUUGUAUAGAAGGACUUAACGGUUCUUUUGGCUUGUUUCUACCUAUUUUAAUGGAGGAAUUCAAAUCGACCGCCGCAGUGACGUCAAUGCUGAACUCCACCUUGAUUGGCAUAUUUUUGAUAAUAAGUUUCUUUACAAGCUUCUUGAUUGAGAGAUAUGGAAUACGAGUUGUGAUGUUCUGUGGAGCUUGUAUUUACACUCUUGGACUCCUUUUGACCUUCUUCGCUCCAAACAUUUUGAUUUUAUUCCUUACUUACGGACUUCUUUGUGGCUUGGGUGUUGGGAUGGUCUUCUUGCCAUCCAUAGUGAUUGUUAACGAGUAUUUUGAUCGAAAACGUUCCCUUGCCAAUGGAAUAUUGACCUCCGGUUCGGGCCUCGGUCUACUAGUAAUGUCUCCAGUAAUCGAAAAGUCAAUAGAAGCCUUUGGAUGGCGAGGAUCUUUUCUGAUUUAUGCCUGUUUUACUCUACAGCUCUGCGUUUGUGCAUCUCUGAUGAGACCUUUACGGAAAAUAAUAAAUCGAAAGGAAAACGAACCGACAACACCCUUUCCAAAGUCAGUAGCAAAUGGAAUAGAGAAAGACGAUAAUAGAUACGCGUCCAUGCCGUUUUUAAACAGAAGUGAUAAUCUGAUGUUUGGCAGUUCUGGUACUUUGAGUCUUCCAAUUCUUUUUGGAAGUAAUCGGUCGAUCAAUACAGGACCCUAUAUAGAGUCUCUAGUAGAGGUCACAGAACCUGAAGAAAAAGUACAGCAAUGUUCUGGGACCUGCACACUGCCAGCUUUCUGUUCAAGUAGGUCCUUCGUAUUUAUAACCAUUGGUUGCCUACUGACACAGAUGGGACAAGCUAUUCCAUUGGUGUUCAUCGGCGAUUACGGCAAUCACGUUGGUGUGACGUCCGCUGAUAUUAGCCUCGUUUUGUCCACUUUUGGUGUGGCAAAUACAAUUGGUCGUUUGUCCGCUGGACUUAUUGCUAACACUCGAUGUCUUGGUCACCUAAACAUCUGUAACAUCGGACUGAUGAUCAGUGCUGGUGCUUGCUUUCUGUUCUUCCUCUGUACAACUCUGGGUGCCUUGAUAGGCUUUGCCAUUGCAUAUGGAUUCUUCCUAGGAUUUUUUCCACCGAUGCAACCUUUAAUGAUCAUGGACUACCUCGGUUUGGAGCAAAUGACGGCGGGGUUUGGUUUUGUUACCAUGCUGAAAGGCCCAGCGGCCUUCAUAGGUUCUCCUAUGGCAGGAGCUCUUCUGGAAAUGACGGGAAAUUACGAAACCGUGAACGGACUAGCGGGAAUUUUAUUUACUUUAGCAGUCUUCUCACAAAUGUUAGCCCUCUGCUGGGAUCCACACGAGAAGAAACAGGAAUCGGAUAUAGAAUUGGAAAAAUGAUAA